AUGACACCACGUGACCGACCGCCAGACCAUGGGCAUUGGGCAACGGGUUACCAAACACAUGUCCGGUACGCUUUCGUUCCUGAAAUCGCGAAGCCUGAAAGGAAAGUUCAAUUUCGAGAAAAAUUACUAUGGACUGCGAUUACCCUUUUCGUCUUUUUGGUAUGUUGUCAGAUUCCACUUUUUGGUAUCUUAUCAAGCGAUUCAGCGGAUCCAUUUUAUUGGUUGAGAGUCAUUAUGGCUUCCAACCGUGGUACUUUGAUGGAAUUAGGCAUUAAUCCUAUUGUAACUUCAAGUUUGAUCAUGCAGGUGUUAGCAGGAGCCAAAAUUAUCGAAGUUGGCGAUUCUCCCAAGGAAAGGGCUCUUUUUAACGGUGCUCAAAAGUUAUUCGGUAUCAUUAUGACUGCCGGCCAAGCCAUCGCUUACAUGCUGACUGGUAUGUAUGGCAAUCCAAGUGAUCUUGGUACGGGUAUUUGCGCACUCAUCGUCAUACAAUUGGUCAUUGCUGGUGUCAUCGUCAUGUUGUUAGACGAACUAUUACAAAAAGGCUACGGUUUGGGCUCCGGUAUAUCGCUUUUUAUUGCUACCAAUAUUUGCGAAACUAUCGUGUGGAAAUCAUUUAGCCCCGCUACAAUCAAUACUGGACGGGGUACUGAAUUUGAGGGUGCUGUUAUCGCUCUAUUUCACUUAUUAGCCACCCGAAGUGAUAAAGUGCGUGCCUUACGUGAAGCCUUAUAUCGCAAUAACUUGCCCAACAUGAUGAACUUGUUUGCCACCAUUUUUGUAUUCUGUAUUGUUAUUUACUUCCAAGGCUUUCGUGUUGAUCUACCAAUUAAAUCAGCUCGCUAUCGUGGCCAGACUACAUCUUACCCAAUCAAAUUGUUCUAUACGUCCAAUAUGCCUAUCAUUUUACAGAGUGCCUUGGUUUCCAACUUUUACGUCAUUUCUCAAAUGUUAUCCUUGAGAUUCCGUGAUAACAUUUUCAUCAAUUUACUUGGCCGAUGGGAAAAUUACGAAGGAGGCGGCCCAGCUCGCGCCUAUCCAGUUGGUGGUUUGUGCUAUUACUUAUCGCCGCCAGAUACGACAGCUCAUAUAAUCAGCGAUCCUAUGCAUGCAGUAUGUUACAUCGUUUUUAUGCUAACUUCUUGCGCUGUCUUUUCUAAAUUAUGGAUAGAUAUUUCUGGUUCUUCCGCCAAAGAUGUUGCUAAACAACUAAAGGAACAGCAAAUGGUCAUGAGAGGACACCGUGAAAAAUCAAUGAUCCACGAAUUAAACAGAUACAUUCCUACUGCUGCUGCAUUUGGUGGCUUAUGUAUUGGUGCUUUAUCAGUUUUGGCUGAUUUUAUGGGAGCCAUUGGAUCUGGUACUGGAAUAUUGCUUGCUGUCUCAAUCAUAUAUCAGUAUUUUGAAACAUUUGUUAAAGAACAAAGUGAACAAGGUGGCAUGAGUACCAUGUUAUUCUAAAAUUGAUAUUGUUAACCUGAUUAUGUUUCUUGUCUCGACUAAUACAAUAUGUGACGUUAUGUGCUACAUUAUUUGAAAUUUCAAAUGAACUGAAUAAAUUUUACUCUAUAUCCU
Molecule: messenger RNA, 1575 nt
Organism: Trichoplax adhaerens
Lineage: Eukaryota; Metazoa; Placozoa; Uniplacotomia; Trichoplacea; Trichoplacidae
Exons: 2
Coding region: 1-1461 (486 amino acids)
Biological process (GO): post-translational protein targeting to membrane, translocation; SRP-dependent cotranslational protein targeting to membrane, translocation
Cellular component (GO): membrane; Sec61 translocon complex
Molecular function (GO): ribosome binding; transmembrane protein transporter activity; signal sequence receptor activity
Source: RefSeq, a predicted model, not a curated record